Messenger RNA from Lolium perenne, 1896 nucleotides. Its product is annotated as cysteine--tRNA ligase CPS1 homolog, chloroplastic/mitochondrial. Gene Ontology annotation, cellular component: cytoplasm. Gene Ontology annotation, molecular function: ATP binding; cysteine-tRNA ligase activity. Lineage: Eukaryota; Viridiplantae; Streptophyta; Magnoliopsida; Poales; Poaceae. Gene Ontology annotation, biological process: cysteinyl-tRNA aminoacylation. The record is from RefSeq and is a predicted model, not a curated record.
AAAAAAAAGAAUCAGAAAAACGCUAUCCUACUGCCCCUCGCGCGCGCGCCCGCUGUCUUCACGACCCAUCAUGGCGGCGGCGGCGGCGAGGCGCGCCGCCACCGGCCUCUUCCCCCUGCUCCUCUCCUCGCCAUCCCGAGCUCGACCACGCUACAGGGAGUCCCUAACCCUGCCCGCUCUCCUCCGCCCCCGCCGCCUCCCUCCCCACCCCUCCAGGCCCUUCUUUUGCUCCGCGGCCCUCUCCUCCCCCGCCGGCGCCGCCUCGAACGGCGCGGCCGCGGAUAGUCCCCCGGACCUGCACCUGUACAACACGAAGUCGAGGAAGAGGGAGCCGUUCCGGCCGCGGGCGCCCGGCGAGGUCGGCAUGUACGUCUGCGGCGUCACGCCCUACGACGACAGCCACAUCGGCCACGCCCGCGCCUACGUCGCCUUCGACGUCCUCUUCAGGUACUUGCAUUAUUUGGACUACAAAGUACGCUAUGUUCGGAACUUCACUGACAUCGAUGACAAGAUAAUUGCAAGAGCUAACCAGUUGGGGGAAGAUCCUUUUAGCUUGAGCAAAAGAUACUCUGAUGAUUUCCUCUCGGACAUGGCCAAUCUUCAAUGCCUGCCACCAUCUGUGGAGCCCCGUGUUUCAGAUCACAUUGAUCAGAUUGUAAACAUGAUUAAACAGAUCAUCGAUAAUGGUUGUGCAUAUGUAGUAAAUGGGGAUGUUUAUUUCUCUGUUGACAACUUUCCUGAAUAUGGGAAGUUGUCUGGUCGAAAACUAGAUGAUAAUAGAGCUGGUGAAAGGGUUGCAGUUGACGAGAGAAAGAAAAACCCAGCUGAUUUUGCUCUAUGGAAGGCUGCAAAAGACGGGGAGCCAUGGUGGGAUAGCCCUUGGGGGCCGGGUAGACCAGGAUGGCACAUCGAAUGCAGUGCCAUGAGUGCACAAUAUUUGGGCAAUUCUUUUGACAUACAUGGUGGCGGGGAAGACCUGAUAUUUCCACACCAUGAGAAUGAAAUCGCACAAAGCUGUGCAGCAUGCUGUGACAGCAGCAUAAAUUACUGGGUGCACAAUGGUUUUGUCAAUGUAAAUGGCCAGAAAAUGUCUAAAUCGCUUGGUAACUUCAUCACUAUACGCAAGGUUAUAGAGCUGUACCACCCACUUGCCCUGAGGAUGUUUUUACUUGGUACUCACUACAGGGCCCCGAUCAACUACACAGUUGAGCAGCUUAAUGUUGCAUCAGAUAGAUUGUACUACACUUACCAGACAUUAAGGGAUUGUGAAGUAAGUACCCAGCAGGACCAGAGCAACAGUGGAGAUUCAUUACCUUAUACUACCACACAAUGCAUUGAGAAGCUUCACAGAGAAUUUGAGACUUCAAUGUCUGAUGAUCUACAUACUACAGUGGCACUAGCUGCUAUUUCCGAGCCACUGAAAGUAAUGAAUGAUUUGCUGCAUACUCGUAAGGGAAAGAAGCAGGAAAAACGUUUGGAAUCGCUUUCUGCCUUGGAAGAGAAAAUAAGGAUGGUGCUUUCUGGUCUCGGGUUGAUGCCUUCAAGUUACUACGAGGCCCUGCAGCAGCUGAGGGAGAAGGCGCUGCGAAGAGCGUCCAUCACCGAGGAGCAGGUUCUACAGAAGAUCGAGGAGAGGACCUCGGCGAGGAAGGCGAAGCAGUACGCGAGGUCGGACGAGAUCAGGGACGAGCUGGCCGCCCUGGGGAUCGCCCUCAUGGAUGGACCCGACGGGACCGCCUGGAGGCCUUCCGUGCCGUCCUCCGAGCAGGCGGUGGUCGCCAGCAGCACAUGACCAGCGCGCAACCCAUGGGCUUGCUUGAGCGUCUUUGACAGUUUUGACAAAUUAAUCAGUGGCUCAUUUAUUUUGGUUAUCGACGUGUUUAUGUUGUUCUGAAA